Molecule: messenger RNA, 1471 nt
Organism: Momordica charantia (bitter melon)
Lineage: Eukaryota; Viridiplantae; Streptophyta; Magnoliopsida; Cucurbitales; Cucurbitaceae
Product: thioredoxin domain-containing protein 9 homolog
Source: RefSeq, a predicted model, not a curated record
UUUGAAAUUAUCGUGCUGAUCCCGCCAUCCUCAUUCUCGUGGCAUUUCUGUAAUUUCGUACAACUCUCCAUACAAUUUUGAAUUUCCAAUUCUCGAAAAAAUUGGGUCAGCCGGUCAGGUAAGGGAUUCACUUCUAGAUCUGCCCUCAUCUCCUCAUCUUCCCCCGAUCUGCUUCUCUCCGGUUGGCCUUUCUUCUCUCUCCGCUCCGAUCGGCGGUCACCGUCCUCCUAUUUCCGUUGAUAAUCACGAGGUGAGACUGCAGCAUUCUCAACUUCUCUCUGUCCAGUCUCCACGUCCAAUAAGCUGAGGUUGAUUUUGCUGAAGAGCUCUCGAAACGAUCCGUUUGCAACUUCAUUACGUUUUAGACCUUUUUCGAGGGGAAUCGUCUUCCAACUUCUAGCAAAUGGAGAACUCAAAAGUUCAAGAGAUAUUGGAGAAGCAGGUGCUGACGGUGGCGAAGGCCGUGGAGGACAAGAUUGAUGACGAAAUUGCAGCGCUAGAUCGUCUAGACCUCGACGAUUUUGAGGCUUUAAGGGAGCGAAGAUUGCAGCAGAUGAAGAAGAUGGCGGAGAAGCGUAGUCGAUGGAUCUCCCUUGGCCACGGCGAGUACUCGGAGAUUCCUGUCGAGAAGGAUUUCUUCUCCAUUGUCAAGGCUAGUGAUCGCGUGGUCUGCCACUUCUACCGUGAAAAUUGGCCCUGCAAGGUUAUGGACAAGCACAUGAGUAUUUUGGCAAAGCAACAUAUUGAGACGCGUUUCGUAAAAAUUAAUGCUGAGAAAAGUCCAUUUCUGGCUGAGAGGUUGAAGAUCGUUGUUCUUCCGACCCUUGCUCUUAUCAAGAAUGCAAAAGUGGAUGACUAUGUGGUGGGAUUUGAUGAGCUUGGUGGAACGGACGAAUUCAGCACCGAGGAAUUGGAAGAGAGGUUGGCAAAAUGUCAAGUAAUCUUCUAUGAAGGCGAAUCAUCCAUAAAUGCUUCAAAAUCUAGUGCACAAACCAGAAGUGUGAGGCAAAGUACCAGAUCAGACUCAUCAGAUUCGGAAUAAAUUAACAUUCCAGGUGUGGAGGGCUUACGGGCACUUAAAGGAGCUCAUAGGCCCAACAAAAGGGGCCACCUUUGGGAGCACUGGGCCCAAAAAAAGUGGGAACAAGCGAGGAUCUCGAGCACAAAGUACAGACGGAUUUUCCCAGGUGUAAUUGCAGAUGUUUGCUGUUUUUUUAAUCAACUGAUGGUAUAACAUCUUUUAUAAGGAAUGACCAAAUAUCAUCCUUCCCUCCACAUGAACUGAUCAAAUUUGAAGUUGAAUACUUUUCGACUUGCCCGCUGUGCUGUGCAUGACAGAUUGAUUUGUGUAGAUGAAAAUACUGUGAUCCCCAUUGAAUGCCAUACUAAUGCAGGUUUUGAUUGCCAAAUUAUCUGAAACCCCUUGUUCCUAAGAAGCUCAAUAAUAUUUUGAUGUCAAAUUUUUUGGUUA